Molecule: messenger RNA, 1071 nt
Organism: Centruroides sculpturatus (bark scorpion)
Lineage: Eukaryota; Metazoa; Arthropoda; Arachnida; Scorpiones; Buthidae
Exons: 3
Coding region: 1-777 (258 amino acids)
Source: RefSeq, a predicted model, not a curated record
AUGUGUAAGUGCAAGAGAGAUAUCCAUGGUCAGUGUAAACAUGUAGCAGCAACGAUUUUUGCAUUAAACAAUUAUAAAAACAAAAGUGUUACCAGUGGAAAACAACAAUGGGGAAUUCAACAACAUAAGAUAUACACAUCAGGUGGAUGUCACCUUAGUAAUUGUGUAAUUCCAAAAAGGAUAAAAAUACCAGCAUCAUUAUCGUAUCAAAAGACCUAUCUCACAAGAAAACAAAGCAGAUGUCCAGACUGGUUCAUUUACAAAGGAUACAGAUUAAGCAGCUCUAUGGCUCAUUCUAUAAAAACAACAAAAAGCAAUUUUGAAAAAUUGGAUUUUAGAUUUUUAAAUAAUACAGUCAAGGAAACAAUUGCAACUGAUUAUGGAAUUAAAUUGGAAAAAAUUGCAAAAAAUUUAUUUUUGCUUAAAAAUAUUAGAAUAAUUGAUGUAGGAGUUAUCAUUUGUAAUGAAGCUCCCUGGAUUUGUGCAAGCCCUGAUGGUAUAUGCAAAAAUGGAGAUAAAAUAAGUUUACUCAAAAUUAAAUACCCUUACACAUGUAAAGAUAAAAAUUUGUUGAUUUCAAGACAAAUAAGGUGUGAGGAUUCAGACUCUCUUGGAAGUUUUAAAGGCUUAAAACAUUUUUCAUCAUUAUUUCCCUCCUUCCUCCAGUUUUGUAAACAAAAUGAUAAACAAAAUGUAAUUCUUAAAGUGGAAAAAGAUGAGACAUUCAUUUGUUCACUAUUAGAGAAGAUGCAAAUGUUCUACUUUUUGCAAUUGUAAAUAGUAUUUUAAGUAAAUAGUUUUAGUGUUUUCAAAUGAAAAAAAUUCACUCAUUUAUAAUUGGAGGAUGCAUUGAAGUCCUGAUGGGGGCAAUUCCAAUUAAAUAUUUUAUAGUAUAAGUAGAUUUAUAGUAGGAAUAAAACUGAAUUUGAUGUUGAACUGAUGAUGGCUUUUCAGUUUUAAUUUCUGUACAGUCAAUGAUUACUCUUGUUUUGGGAUAAUUUUCUUUAAAUGAUUGAGGUAAUGUAACCUUAAUUAAUAGAUAAUUUCCAAACACAGAACAAUUUACAUUUG